CCAGUACAGGGUGGGGAGAAUUCGGCAGUUCCCAGGGGGGCUGAAGGGCCCACUGGGGUCUGGAGGGCCUCCUCCCUCCUCCCACAUCCCUGAGGGUCUGGGACCCGGGACCUGGGCACCUGUCACCCAGGAACUGACUGUCCAGGCUUCCCCUCCUCCCUCUUUGGCCACUGUCACCUUCUGUCCCCACCCCGCCCUUCUUCCUUCUCCUGGUCCCACCUCCAGCAACCUCUCCACUUGCUCCUCCUCACCUCUGUCCUCCUGGACUGUCCCAGUUCCUACCUUUCCUACCCCUCACCUUUUUCCCCUUUAGGACUGAGUAAGGACAGGCGGGGGUGGGGACGGCUGGGGCUUCGGGCACUGCAGGCAGAGGCUCCGGGCCCUCUCCCACGCUGCCAGCCCUCCGGUAACCCCUCCCUCCAAGCUGGAAGGAGGGGGACAGCACCCAGAGGGUUAAGGCUGUAGGGGGAGGGGCUGGCCCAGGUCGUGGGCGGCCCCUUUGAAGGAGAGCUGGAGCGGGGAACAGCCACCCUACCUCCCCCCAGCCUAGCCCUCCCCAGCCCCUCCCAGCGUGCUGCCCCCAGGGGCCAGGAGGAGUUGCUGGCAAGGCCCCUCAGCGUCCAGAAGAUGGGGAGCCCCGAGGACGACUUGAUUGGAAUUCCAUUCCCGGACCACAGCAGUGAGCUCCUGAGCUGCCUCAAUGAACAGCGCCAGCUGGGCCACCUAUGCGACCUCACCAUCCGGACGCAAGGCCUUGAGUACCGCACACACAGGGCUGUGCUGGCCGCCUGCAGCCACUACUUCAAGAAGCUCUUCACUGAGGGUGGGGGGGCCGUCAUGGGAACAGGGGGUGGUGGGACAGCUGCUGGGGGAGCCGGGGCUGGCGUGUGUGAGCUGGACUUUGUAGGGCCAGAGGCGCUGGGUGCCCUGCUUGAAUUUGCCUACACGGCCACAUUGACCACCAGCAGCGCCAACAUGCCGGCUGUGCUCCAGGCUGCCCGGCUGCUGGAGAUCCCCUGUGUCAUCGCUGCCUGCAUGGAGAUUCUGCAAGGCAGUGGGCUGGAAGCUCCCAGCCCAGAUGAGGAUGACUGUGAGCGAGCCCGACAGUACCUGGAGGCCUUUGCCACUGCCACCGCCACGGCCUCGGGAGUUCCCAACGGUGAAGACAGCCCUCCGCAGGUGCCCCUCUUACCACCACCGCUGCCACCACCUCGGCCUGUUGCCCGCCGCAGCCGCAAGCCCCGAAAAGCUUUCCUACAAACCAAGGGGGCCCGGGCCAACCACCUAGUACCUGAGGUGCCUGCUGCAUUGCCCACCCAUCCCUUGACCUACGAGGAGGAGGAAGUCGGCAGAAUGGGCAGCACUGGGGGCAGUGGGCUGGGCGACAGCUACAGCCCCCCCACAGGGACUGCCUCGCCUCCUGAGGGGCCCCUGAGCUAUGAGGGCUAUGAGGGUGAAGAAGAGGAGGAGGAGCUGGUUUAUCCCCCAGCCUACGGGCUGGCACAGGGCAGUGGGCCCUCCCUGUCUCCAGAGGAGCUGGGCUCUGAUGAGGAUGCCAUUGAUCCUGACCUGAUGGCCUAUCUGAGUUCCCUGCACCAGGAUGCCCUGGCACCAGGCCUGGAUGGCCAGGACAAGCUGGUUCGUAAACGCCGCUCCCAGAUGCCCCAGGAGUGCCCAGUCUGCCACAAGAUAAUCCAUGGAGCAGGCAAACUGCCGCGCCACAUGAGGACCCAUACGGGUGAGAAGCCCUUUGUCUGUGAGGUCUGCGGCGUCCGCUUCACCAGGAAUGACAAGCUGAAGAUCCACAUGAGGAAGCACACAGGAGAGCGACCCUACUCGUGCCCGCAUUGCCCAGCCCGCUUCCUGCACAGCUACGACCUCAAGAACCACAUGCACCUGCAUACGGGGGACCGGCCCUAUGAGUGCCACCUGUGCCACAAGGCUUUCGCCAAGGAGGACCACCUGCAGCGCCACCUCAAAGGCCAGAACUGCCUGGAGGUGCGCACCCGGCGGCGCCGCAAGGACGAUGCGCCACCCCACUACCCACCGCCCUCCACCGCCACCUCAUCUCCUGCUGGCCUUGACCUCUCCAAUGGCCACCUGGACACCUUCCGCCUCUCUCUGGCUCGAUUCUGGGAGCAGUCAGCCCCCUCGGGGGCCCCGGUCUCUACCCCGGGGCCCCCUGAUGAGGAGGAGGAGGAGGGGGCACCCACUACACCCCAGGCUGAAGGUGCCGUGGAGUCCUCUUAAAGAGGCGUGAGUGGCCAGGCUGGAGUAGCAGAGGCUGGAGCAGCAAAGGCUGGGGACACCAUGCCAAGCAACGGGAGCACGAAGGGACACAGAGCAGAGAUCACAAGCACCGAGGCCGUCAGAGUCAAGUCAGCCCCUUUGCCCCAGAGCCCUCAUUCCAGUUUGGAGCUGAGGUGGUUUUGGGCCAGGGGCUUCCUGGAUUGUGGCGAUCCCCAUGAGUGAUACAUAUGAUGCUAUGUAUAUAUUUAUAGCUCUGUUGUAAAGGUGGGCUCCCUGUCCCCAGCUGCUCCUGGGGAGCAGAAGCAAUAAUGUAUUUCUUCUUUUUGGGGUCCCACUUCGGCUAUGCGGGUUUCUAGAAGGCAGGGGCUUGGGACCAAAGCCUUGCCCCUGCUCCCAUGCCUCUUGGGGGUUUUGGCUGUGUAAGGGGGUGAAGGACUGCCCCUCCUUCCUGGUUUCUGUUCCCUUUUCCCAGCGGCGAAUUAUGCAAAAGGGGUGGCAAAGGAAGGGUAGGUGGGGAAAGCAAGGUAGAGAGGCUUGAAGGCUGAGGGUGGGGGACGACUGGGCCUGUAAGGAAGGAGCCAUCCCAGUCCCCUCCGCCCUGCUCCAGCGCUGAGUCAUGGGGUCCUGGAGAAGAGGGGCGGGGUGGCCUGAUCUGCUCGCCCGCCCCUGGGGGCAGCGGGAGGGCCCCGCCCAGCCUAGGGAGCCGCUGCACAGCGCUCCCUCCCUCCUCCCUCUGCGUCCCCGGGCAGGGAAUGUCUUGUUCCCGCCGCUCCCUCCCCGGGGCCAGAGGGCAGGGCGGGCCGGGCGCGUCUCCCCUCUUCUGCCUACCUCCUCCCCGCCCAGGUGCGAGCCGGAGCCGCCACCGCGGCCGCCCCUGACUCACGCCGCCCCCGGGCUGGCGGGGCGCAGGGUGUGGGACCGGGUGAGGGGUUGGGGAGCCUGGCGGGCAGCAGGCAAGCCGGCGCCACCUGGCGGCCGAGCCCUGCGCAAAUGGGCGAGCGCCCCCCGCGGCCAUUGGGCGCCAGCUGUCUUCCUGCCCCCCAGGAGCCCCGGCCCGCAGACUGGCGCGUUCUCUCGGAGGUGGUGGGUUGCGUUGCGGUCCUGUGGAAGAGGGACCCCUUCUCAGAUCCUUGCCAGCCGGCCGCCUUGUGGGUCAGGGGAAAAGAAUCCUCUCACUUCCCCUAGGAUUGAAUCCACCCUCAUCUGUACAUAGCCUCUUCUGUUGGUUUUGUUGAAAUCUAGUUUCAGAUUUUUAACUCCCCCAUUCUGCUGGGGGCCGGGGAGUGUCCCCAACCCCUUCCUCGCUGGGUGCUGGACCCCCAUUGCGGCCUGGGCUCCGCCUUGCACUAUUUUCCCUCAUUGGCCUGGUGGCCCCCUUCCUUCUCCAAGGGGCAGGUUCAGGGGCCCGGUGCUCAACCCCCUUCCCAUGUACCCCUAUGCCCAUUUGCACAGCUGCCCAGGUACCCCCAACAGUGGGGAGGGGUCACAGGGAAGGGGUAGUGGAACCAGUCCCUGUAUCUAUUUAAAAAGUGAUGAUGUAAUAUAUUGGGGUGGGAGGGCAGGUCGGUGCCCUGGGCCUCACCUUAGCAUUUCAGGUGAUGAGGGGAGCCCAGGGCAGGGGAGACCUGGGGCCUGGCCCCAGAGAGUGGGUCAAUGUGGCCUCCCCUCUCCCUACUGUGGCUUUCCCAUUCAGUGCCUUAGGAGGGGAGGUGUUCCCCUCCUCUCCUGUUCCCUUCCCCUAGCCCUGCCCCCCCCCACCUUGGGUGUAAGCGACAGGAAGAAAUAAUAAUUUAAGAUUCA
Molecule: messenger RNA, 4050 nt
Organism: Chinchilla lanigera (long-tailed chinchilla)
Lineage: Eukaryota; Metazoa; Chordata; Mammalia; Rodentia; Chinchillidae
Gene: Zbtb7b
Product: zinc finger and BTB domain containing 7B
Exons: 3
Coding region: 628-2250 (540 amino acids)
Biological process (GO): positive regulation of gene expression; regulation of transcription by RNA polymerase II
Molecular function (GO): DNA-binding transcription factor activity, RNA polymerase II-specific; RNA polymerase II cis-regulatory region sequence-specific DNA binding; protein binding
Source: RefSeq, a predicted model, not a curated record